Messenger RNA from Helianthus annuus (common sunflower), 779 nucleotides. RefSeq names its product pectinesterase inhibitor 10. The coding region runs from base 124 to 696 and encodes 190 amino acids. Gene Ontology annotation, molecular function: enzyme inhibitor activity. Gene Ontology annotation, biological process: negative regulation of catalytic activity. Lineage: Eukaryota; Viridiplantae; Streptophyta; Magnoliopsida; Asterales; Asteraceae. The transcript has a single exon. The record is from RefSeq and is a predicted model, not a curated record.
UAUACUUUUAAUUAAAAAAAUUAAUUACCACAUUCCUAUAAAUGUGGAUGAAUUUGCUCCACUUUCAUAACCAACCUCAUUAGCUUCACAUUAAUAGUUCUCUUCAGUCUUCAAACACACAAUAUGGAAGGUUCAUACUCCCUCAUAAUAAUACUUCUCUUUACUUCCUCCAUCAAUUUUAUCUUAGCCUUUGAGAAAACAAAUGUUGAAUUCAUAAGAACAUCAUGUGGUUUGACAACUUAUCCAACAUUGUGCUUCAACUCACUGUCAACGCGAGCUGGUGCAAUCCAAACAAGCCCUAAGCUACUAGCCCAAACCGCUCUAUCUGUGACCCUUGACACCACCCGCACCACCUCUUCAUCCAUGGUUAAACUGUCAAAAGUGCACGGCAUGACGCCUCUAGAGGUUGCAGCCAUGAAAGACUGCAUUGAGUUGCUGAGUGACUCGGUUUAUGAAUUGAAAAAAUCACUUGACGAGAUGAUUCGACCAGGUUCCAAGGAUUCAAGACUAGUGAUGAGCGACAUACAAACAUGGGUCAGUUCGGCAAUGACGGAUGAGGACACGUGCACCGAAGGGUUCAAGAAUGACCCCAAAAUGAAAAGUGUUGUGAGAGGAAAGAUUGUGAAUGUGGCACGCUUAACUAGCAAUGCUUUGGCUUUGAUUAAUAGCUACGCUUCUAUGACUAUGAGCAGGUAGUUCAAGGAAAUUAGAUGCGUAGCAUGUAAUAUAAAAAUGCAUAAUUUUAUGUUGUUGUCUUUGUAUCUAUGUUUCUUCCAUCC